AUGGGCGAGGAGCAGAGCCCGGGGCCCCCGGCCCGGAGCCCCGGACCCCCCGCCGCCCCCAGCCCUCGGAGGACCCCGGUCCCUGCGGGCCGGAGCUGCCGCGUGUGCCUGGAGGACAAGCCCCUGUCCCCGCUGUCCUGCUGCCGGACGCCGGUCUGCGGCGAGUGCCUCCGACGACACCUCAACGCCCAGGUGCAGCUCGGACAAGCCGAAAUCAAAUGCCCCAUCCCCGAGUGCAGCGAGCACCUGGAGGAAACGACGGUUCUCUACAACCUGCCUCACGAUGACAUCAUCAAAUACAAGUACUUCCUGGAACUCAGCCGGAUGGACUCCAGCACCAAGCCAUGCCCUCAAUGCAAGCACUUUACGACCUUCAAGAGGAGAGGCCACAUUCCCACCCCUACCAAAUCGGAAAACAGAUACAAAAUCCAGUGCCCCAGCUGCCAAUUUGUCUGGUGUUUCAAGUGCCACUCUCCCUGGCAUGAAGGUGUGAACUGUAAGGAAUACAAAAAGGGAGACAAACUUUUGCGUCACUGGGCCAACGAGAUAGAACACGGGCAGAGAAAUGCCCAGAAAUGUCCCAAGUGCAAGAUCCACAUCCAGAGAACAGAAGGGUGUGAUCACAUGACCUGUUCCCAAUGUAACACUAAUUUCUGUUACCGCUGUGGGGAGAGAUAUCACCAAGUUCGGUUCUUUGGAGAUCACACAUCAAAUCUCAGUAUAUUUGGAUGCAAAUAUCGCUACCUCCCCGAGAGACCACACGUACGGAGACUAGUGCGAGGCUCUGUCUGUGCUGGCAAACUACUCAUUGCACCUUUUAUCCUGGUCUUGGGACUGGCGCUGGGGGCCAUAGCAGUUGUAAUAGGUUUGUUUGUGUUUCCCAUCUAUUGCCUUUGCAAAAAGCAGAGGAAGAGGUCACGGACAGGUAUGCCCUGGUAAGCAGCAGGCUUUUUAUCUUUUUACCCCCUCCGAACGGAGCCGGUCCUGCGAGGGCUAACCAGAAUCGCGCAGCAGAAAGAAGAAAUCUCGGCCACCUUUCAGCACGUCAAGGUCCCGGAAGUCAUCUUCCCUGCCCGGCGUUCCCAGCCAGAUGCUCUCCUGCCCUGGUGCCUUCUUCAACACGGUAGCCUUCUCCUUCCCCCAGCCUCUCCAUUCUCUUCAUCCAACCCCUCAUCAGAGUGCUGCUUUUUCAAUGAAGACUGGAAGGAGCUAACCUCCAGGUUGAUUUCUCAGUCUCCCCACAGCCCCAUUGCAACUGUGAUCUUCCUCUCGUCCUGUCUUUUCACCAAUUUUCCGUGUGGAUUUUCUGACGAGGUCGUACGGGAGAACUGGCCUGAGAAGGCCCAGACCAUUUCUGCUCACAGAACCCUCUCGACCCUUGUCUGAGAUGCUCAAUCGCCGUCGGGCAUUUGGAACCAGCCGACGCUGUUAAGUGAGGCUCUUCCUGGGAAGACAAAAGAGAGGAUCGGCCUAUCGCACCUGUUUCUACCUGCGGACAAAGAGGCUUAAUUUACCCAUUUGGCAGGCAGGGAUUGCUGGUGCCAAAAUCUUCGUGCCUAAAAGGGAACUGAGAGAAAAAAUCAGAAGUAGAAGCAGGUGGCACUACUCUGUGUGUGUGUGUGUGUGUCUGUGUGUGUCUGUGUGUGUGAUAAAACUGGCUUCAGCAGCUGCCAACCCAUGUCCCCUCAGUGCACUUGCAUUCUUGUGUUCUUCUCCCUAUGUGGGGUAGCUCUUUGAUGGACAGACAUUUAGGAAGAAAGAGGGGCCACUUCCUCAUCAUCAAUGGUAUUUAUUGAGCGCUUCCUGUGUGCAGAGCACUGCACUAAGCGCUCGGGAGAGUAGAUGGUGGGGGAAUAAUUCCCGACAGCCCCACUUGCCUAAAAAUAUUCCAUUUAUGCAGUGUUUCACUGGAAUUUCACAUUUAUUUUUCUGGUAUUUAAGUGCUUAAUACGUGCCAGACACUUUAUUAAGCCCUGGGGUAGAUACAAGCUAAUCAGU
This is a messenger RNA of Ornithorhynchus anatinus (platypus), 1998 nucleotides long. RefSeq names its product ring finger protein 217 (gene RNF217). Gene Ontology annotation, cellular component: ubiquitin ligase complex; cytoplasm. Lineage: Eukaryota; Metazoa; Chordata; Mammalia; Monotremata; Ornithorhynchidae. The record is from RefSeq and is a predicted model, not a curated record. Gene Ontology annotation, molecular function: ubiquitin conjugating enzyme binding; ubiquitin protein ligase activity; zinc ion binding. The coding region runs from base 1 to 939 and encodes 312 amino acids. Gene Ontology annotation, biological process: protein polyubiquitination; ubiquitin-dependent protein catabolic process; positive regulation of proteasomal ubiquitin-dependent protein catabolic process. The transcript is spliced from 7 exons.